AUGGUUGCGCCGUCGUCUGUCGCUCUCGGCUCCUCCGCCCGCCCCGCGUCCCCCGUUUUCGCCCGCCGCUGCACCGGCACCAGUGACACACGCCAACGAGUCGUACCUUCCGACCUUCUCAUCCCCGUGGGUUGCGGCGCUAACGGCGCCAGUGACUUCGAAGAUUCUGCCUCCUUUAGCUUCUUCGGUCUCGGCAGUGCCGCGGGUUCCGCAAUGACGGGCACCGUGCUUCGUCGCGAUGGUGCCACCACUCCAAGGAGCCGAAUCUCCAUGACUCCUCCCCGCGGCCGCCCAUCUCCGCCGAGGUUGCGCGCAUCGUCCCCCCGCGUUUCGCGGGUGAUCGUCACCGCUGCCUCAGCCGGCUCCAGCGGCGGGCGCGGUCUCCCUUCCGAAGAGCUUCCCCCUGGUGCGUCCGGCUCCGCCAACGCCCCGCUCCUUUCCGUGCUCCCCGCGCAGUCCUGGAGUUCCCAAGGGACGUCUCCGCGCGGAUCGGCGCAGCCUUCGAGCCCGCACCAGCAUGCGGCGCACGGUUCCCCCAUGAGCACCAUCGCCCCCAUGGCUCCUUUGACCAGCUCCGCAAACGCCACCGUAACCGGCGGAAACUCCCAGCGCGACUCCCACGUGUGCGCCGCGACUAACGUCACCGUCGCUGCCUCAGCCGCCGUUACCGCCGAGAUGGCUGGCGGGAUCUCCGCCGCGCCCUCCGCUUCCGCGAUCCUCUCGUCUCUCCCAAGGCUGGCGUCCCUCCCCGCGCUCCCCGCCAUGCCCGCGCUGACCCUUGCGCUUCCGCGCAUGCGGCGGCAGAAGGAGUGGUUCCAGGAGGAGUCCCCCGCAAAUGUCGCGGAUAUCCCCGUGGCGGGGCUGCACACGGCGGAAGAAUUCGAGGCGGUGAUGAUGGAAGUAUCCAUGGCAGCCGGCGCGGCCAUGGGAUCGGCUGAGGGUCGGCUGGUCAUUGUGGAUUUUUUCGCGCCGUGGUGUGAUGCCUGCAAGGCCGUGUACCCAACGGUGUGCGAAAUCGCUGAAAAGAACCCCGAUGUUGUUUUCCUCAAGUUCAACCUGGCGGAUAACAGAGACCUAGGCAAGGCCCUUGGAGUGAAGAUCCUCCCGUUCUUCCACUUCUACCGCGGCCAGCCUACCAGGCUCGACGCCGUCUGCGCGACCAUCAAGACUUACCCCCGCCUUGAAAAGUUCCUGAAGAAGUACAACGCCUAG
Molecule: messenger RNA, 1212 nt
Organism: Closterium sp. NIES-65
Lineage: Eukaryota; Viridiplantae; Streptophyta; Zygnematophyceae; Desmidiales; Closteriaceae
Source: the annotation of a GenBank genome assembly